AUGGCGUCGAAACCAUGGGAAGAAGGCCUUGGCGAUGCCAUCGAUGCCAUCGAUGCCAUAUCAAUCACUUCUACCGAUGACGGAAUCCCCGAACAAGAUUUGUUUGUUACCAGGAUACUAGCCGAAAGAGUCGUGAAUGGGGAGCCAGUCUAUCUGAUCGAAUGGCAGGACUUCUCUUUGGCGGAAGCAACAUGGGAGCCCAGAGAGAAUUUAAGCGAUGCACUCAUGGCCGAGUGGGAGCAAACAAAGACAGACCAAGGAAAAGGAUCGGUACCCAGGUUCAAAAUCCAAGAAUGGAAACGGGCCAAUAUUCAGUACUACGAGUCUCGGCUUGCCCGACACAAACUCCGGAACAUAGCGCGAGAGAGACGCGGCUUGCCGCAAACUACAUGGACGAGAACCUUGAACCAUCUUUUAAAAGAUCUUGCCAACUACGAAAAUGACGAAGAAGACGAAGAUGAUCAAGCCAAAGCAAAUCUCACAACGCAGAGCCCGCCUCAAAGCGCUGUUAGUGAUGAGCCAUCUAUCCUUAUGAAUCAGCCAAUGGAAAGAGUUUCAGGGCCCUCAGCGCAAAUCACGAUCAAGCCAUCUGAGAGAGUCUCUUCAGAAAAAUUCAUUGGAGCAUCUGACGGAGGAGCAGGAGUAGGGGGAGGAGCACAAGAAGCCCUGAGCCUAGCGGAAAAGCCAGCUCUCAUUCACUUCAGCGAUAAAAGAUCGCCUUUAGAAGUUGCCGAAAUCACAAUGCAAAAGCUUGACGAAGAUCUCAUUAAACCUGCAAGGUUCUCUAUCAAGCUACCCAGAAAAUCCUCUAUUUCCAGCCGGGCACAAGCAGGGGGAUCAAUAAAGCCAGCAGGCUACGCCAAUGUUUUCGCUGGCGGUCGUACUCGCAAAGGGAGAGGCACACUGAGCGAGGCAGCGUCGAACCCAGAAAAGAACCCUAGGCUUUUGAAUUUACGCCUUACAAGAAAGAUAGAGCUGCAGCGUCGGGAUAAGGAAGGACUGAAACCUCCAGCUCAUCGGCCAUCUGCACUCAUCUCUCUUGAUCGUGAUAAUCCUCAAUCUACGAUAAGCGGGCAACAAGCAACCAAGGAAGCUGCAGACAUUACAUCAGCCAGCAAAAAGACCGACAGAGAAAGCGCCAGCCCCAAGAAGCAUGCCAUGGUUCACUGGGAAGACGAGGCGAUGGAAAUAGAUCCAAAUGAUAGUCUUUUUGUAUCUGAUGAUUUGCCUCUAUCGCCCCAGCUUACUUCAAACUCGGAAGGCGAAGAACCUGGAGCUGAUAGAGAGCAGUCAAACGAUCCGACGACAAUCAGCAAGACUGUACAGGUGGGCCCUGACAGGCAAGACACUGUUACUCUCUCAUUCGAAGGGGUGCCUCCUAGGGCAAACUCUUCUUGGGCCGCGCAGUUCAGUUCUGAUGACCGUCUCAUCUUUACACAUACCUGCACCGCUCAAGACUUUUCAUAUCAGAUCAAUAAAGGAGCUGACUUUUCAAGGGCGCAGCUAUGCAAAGGUACCGCUUUGUCAUUUACCGAAAAUCGCUGCCUCAGUAAUUUGGCAGAUAAUCUAAGACUUGCGAAUCUUGGGUUACUGUGUUCCAAUGAAAGCUAUUAUGUGAUUUUGUUUCCUAGUAGCCAAUCAGCGCAAGAUUCGGGCAAGAUAACUCUGGAGUAUACCAUAUUCGAACCAUUCAGCUCCCUAGGAUCAUCAAUGCUCGCUCCCGCCCCGCGACUGAGGAUGAAAAACAAGGAUACCAGGAACUCAGCGUCGUAUCCAAGACCCUUGGAUCAUGUUUUUGGAGAGAAAUUUGAGCAAUUGCUGCCAUCUGACGCGAGAAAAGCUGUAAAGCACAACUUUUUCCUGGCUUUUCCCCCUCGUGCCAAACAAGAGGCUGUCAUGUUAUCCUGGUGGGUGAUGAGUUGUGAUAGUAACAGCGAUAUUCGAACCAGUUUCGAUGCUGGCCAUUGGUCCAGCUUCUCGAACCUACCUCACGGGACUGUCAUUAUUCACGAAGACAGUCUCUGGUUCAUACGACUAUUUCCCGAGCUUCAUGUUCUACUGCAUGGGCGUAGGGCAAGCUUUAGCUUUUGGAUGUUUGGCCGUUCUCUGACGCCAGUCCCCUUGUUCGGCUCUGACAACCUGCCAGCCUCUCCCCUAGGUGAUAUUCAUCUUCAGCGUGUAUUUGACCCUGGAGCCGCCUAUUUGAUCACGCCAAGCUUCCUCAUCUCCGAGCCAGAGCAAGCAUAUACCUUUGUGAAAUGGUUUUGGAACAUUCACGUCAAGAAGAUCGAUAUGAGCCGACCUAGAAAAUUGGUUCUAUGCGCAAAAGCGGACGAAUGGAUGCACAACUUCUACUACGAGAAGUUGCUGACGAGGCGCAUGUUACCUGACACGGCUUCACAAGAGGAAUUGCAAGCUGCUGGUGUAUCGGAUGAAGCAUGUGAAUAUCGAUGGAAGACUUUCAAAGUUCUGCAGCAGCUCGUUUUUGAUGCCGGCUAUGAAAGGACGAAUUCUAUUGUGGUUGCUCCUGACUCGAUUGAUGGCAACGACGAGCAGAGCUUGGUUAAUUGGUUUGGACACUGGUCUACUCUGAAUAUAGACCGGUUUCGCCGAUAUGCCGUUAUAGGGUCCGGCAAGCAGACUAAGGGACGUAUUUCGAGGAUUUUGAGAGCGCCGAACUACUCAAAGUCCAUCAUAGCUGAUCCAGACGGAGUCGAGUCAGAUCUUGCAAAGGCCCCUGAUCCUGUUUUAGCCACGUCUCCUACGACGCAACGAUCGGGUAGAGAUGACGAGAGCCCUCAGCUAGUUCUUGAUUUGACCGACAUAGCGAAGUCGCAAAGGCGUGAAUGGUGUCCCGUGAGGCUGUUCUGGUUUCCAGUAGGGUACUCAACGUCGGAUAUCUCAUUUCAGCUUGGGGACAUCAACCCAAGAUAUUAUAACAACUAUGAUCAGUGGUUCAACUAUUUCUGGAACCACUAUGGAGCCCUCUGCAAGGCCAAGCCGGCCCGUAAUUCAUAUGCCGGGCUAUUCUACACUCUUGAUGAACAGCAGGCGUUAUCGCGUGGAGUGAAUAACGUCAAACGCUCGCCAUGGGUCGUCAUAUUUCGACCCCUAAAUCCGCACAUACGGCCAUGGCAACGAUCUGAGAUAUUCAUCUGGGACACGCGCUAUUCAGAGACGAUCGGCGAAGGUAAAGACCUUUGCUACUCAGAUCUCACUGAAUCCCAACAGCAGUUGAUAGAAUGCGUACGGGGAAAAACAAAAGAUGUCAUCCCCUUGGAAAAAGUGUGGGUUGGCUCUUUUGGAGCCAGCGCUGGCAGUACCAGUACUGUGGAUGUUACACUGCGAUGGCUCGAUGGUUUGCUAGGAAAUGUUAGAGACUGGUUACCUGCCCCAGCUAAGGAGCUUCCUCUUCGAGGCUGGAGUUUGGUCACCCCUGAGAAGCAAUCGAAAGAUCAGAAGAGCGAUGGAGUCGCCAUGAGGGAUGAUAUCAUGAAGGGCUUAUCACUCCAAGACGACAAAUCCUCAACCCCAAAGAUUAUUUUCCACCCACCCAGCGGCAACAACCAAAAGCCAUAUUCCAAAUGCAGAAAUCGACUAUACCAAUCAGCACGAGAAGCAGAUCCCAAGUUUGAAGGGAAGAACUUUGAGUAUGUUUUCAGGCCGACUUUGGAAUGGUACGAGGAGCAAUGCGAAGAAGGACGAGGGUUUGAGCAUAUCAAAGUUGUGCCGUGGGAAGAUAUUUUUAAGAUGUACAAAGUUGAGGAGUUUUUGCACAAAAAGGGAUGA
Trichoderma atroviride IMI 206040 is the source of this 3789-nucleotide messenger RNA. RefSeq lists its product as uncharacterized. The record is from RefSeq and is a predicted model, not a curated record. NCBI's taxonomy places the organism in Eukaryota, Fungi, Ascomycota, Sordariomycetes, Hypocreales, Hypocreaceae.